GGAGAAGGGGGGAAGGCAGAGCCGGAGAGGGAAGCCGCAGGGGUGAAGGUUCGUGCAAAAGCUCUGCUGCUCCAGCAGAAGGGAGACGGGGAAAGCGAAGGCGCUUUCUGCAGCCAGGUAGCCAUGUCCGCCAAAGCGAUUUCUGAGCAGACCGGGAAGGAGUUCUUGUAUAAAUACAUCUGCACCGCGUCCGCCAUCCAGAAUCGCUUCAAAUAUGCCAGAGUAACGCCUGAGACUGACUGGGACCGUCUGAUUCAAGACCAUCCCUGGCUUUUGACUGAGCGUCUGGUGGUGAAGCCUGACCAGCUGAUCAAACGGCGGGGCAAGCUGGGCCUGGUUGGGGUGAAUCUCAGCUUGGAUCAAGUGAAGACCUGGCUAAAGCAACGGCUAGGCCAUGAAACCACAAUUGCCAAAGCAAAAGGCAUCCUGAAGAACUUCUUGAUAGAGCCGUUCGUUCCACACAAGCAGGCGGAGGAGUUCUAUGUGUGCAUCUACGCUGCUCGCGAGGGGGACUACGUGCUGUUUUACCACCAGGGUGGUGUGGAUGUGGGCGACGUGGAUAUCAAGGCUCAGAAACUGCUUGUGGGCGUUGACAAGAAGCUUGACGAAUCAGCUAUCAAGGAGCACCUGUUGGUGCAUGCUCCACCGAACAAGAAAGACGUUUUGGCAAGCUUCAUCUCUGGCCUGUUCAACCUCUAUGAAGACUUAUAUUUUACGUAUCUGGAAAUCAACCCACUAGUUGUAACUGCAGAUGGUGUAUAUGUGCUGGACCUGGCGGCGAAGAUUGAUGCGACAGCUGACUAUAUCUGUAAAGUAAAAUGGGGCGAUGUGGAGUUUCCUCCUCCUUUUGGAAGAGAGGCUUAUCCAGAGGAAGCCUACAUUGCUGACCUGGAUGCCAAGAGCGGAGCCAGUUUAAAGUUGACUAUCUUGAAUCCUAAAGGCAGAAUCUGGACCAUGGUGGCUGGAGGUGGAGCUUCUGUUGUAUACAGUGACACCAUUUGCGACCUCGGCGGGGUGGACGAAUUGGCCAACUACGGCGAGUACUCUGGCGCUCCCAGUGAGCAGCAGACCUAUGACUAUGCCAAAACCAUUCUCUCUCUCAUGACCCAGGAAAAACAUCCAGAAGGCAAAAUCCUGAUCAUCGGAGGGAGCAUUGCUAAUUUCACCAAUGUAGCCGCCACUUUUAAGGGGAUUGUUAGAGCCAUUAAGGAUUACCAAGGCCCUCUGAAAGAGCAUGAAGUGCGGAUCUUCGUAAGAAGAGGGGGCCCCAACUACCAGGAAGGCCUGCGUGUCAUGGGAGAAGUUGGAAAAACAACUGGCAUUCCUAUCCACGUCUUUGGCACAGAAACCCACAUGACUGCCAUUGUGGGCAUGGCACUGGGACACCGGCCCAUUCCAAAUCAGCCUCCCGCUGCAGCUCACACAGCAAACUUCCUCCUCAAUGCCAGUGGCAGCUCCUCGACUCCAGCCCCAAGCAGGACAGCGUCUUUUUCCGAGUGUAAACCCGACGAGCUGGCUCCAGCCAAGAAAGCCAAGCAGGCAGUCCCAUCAGAUGCAUCUUUGCCUUCAAGAGCAGUUCAAGGUAAAGCCACAACGUUGUUUAGCCGUCACACCAAAGCAAUCGUGUGGGGAAUGCAGACCCGGGCCGUGCAAGGGAUGCUGGAUUUUGACUACACCUGCUCCAGAGACGAGCCUUCGGUAGCCGCCAUGGUCUACCCAUUCACUGGUGACCACAAGCAGAAGUUCUACUGGGGCCACAAAGAGAUCCUCAUCCCUGUCUUCAAGAACAUGGCGGAUGCGAUGAGGAAGCACCCGGAAGUGGACGUGUUGAUCAACUUUGCAUCCCUUCGCUCGGCAUAUGACAGCACCAUGGAGACUAUGAACUACCCACAGAUCCGUACCGUGGCUAUCAUUGCUGAAGGUAUCCCAGAGGCACUGACCCGUAGAUUGAUCAAGACAGCAGAUGAGAAAGGAGUUACAAUUAUUGGACCUGCAACGGUAGGUGGGAUCAAGCCAGGCUGUUUUAAGAUUGGAAAUACGGGUGGAAUGCUGGACAAUAUCUUGGCAUCUAAGCUGUACCGCCCCGGCAGUGUAGCAUACGUUUCUCGUUCUGGAGGGAUGUCCAAUGAACUCAACAACAUCAUCUCCAGGACCACAGAUGGGGUAUUUGAAGGAGUAGCCAUUGGUGGGGACAGAUAUCCUGGUUCUACUUUCAUGGAUCAUGUUUUACGCUACCAGGACACUCCAGGGGUGAAGAUGAUAGUUGUCCUAGGAGAAAUUGGAGGAACCGAGGAGUACAAGAUCUGUCGAGGAGUUAAAGAAGGACGGAUCACUAAGCCUGUUGUCUGCUGGUGUAUUGGGACCUGUGCAACUAUGUUCUCUUCAGAGGUCCAGUUUGGCCACGCAGGAGCGUGUGCCAAUCAGGCAUCCGAAACGGCCGUGGCCAAGAACAAAGCUCUAAAAGAAAUGGGGGUUUAUGUACCUCGGAGUUUUGAUGAGCUGGGCGACGUGAUUCAGUCUGUGUAUGAAGAUCUUGUUUCCAAGGGUGUGGUUGAGCCGGCUCAAGAAGUACCUCCCCCUACGGUGCCAAUGGAUUACUCGUGGGCAAGGGAACUUGGUUUGAUCCGGAAGCCGGCUUCCUUCAUGACGAGCAUCUGUGAUGAACGAGGCCAAGAGCUGAUUUAUGCUGGCAUGCCGAUCACGGAGGUCUUCAAAGAAGAGAUGGGGAUUGGUGGUGUCUUGGGUCUGUUGUGGUUCCAGAGAAGGCUACCCAAGUACGCCUGCCAGUUCAUAGAGAUGUGUUUAAUGGUGACGGCUGAUCACGGGCCUGCGGUGUCAGGAGCUCAUAACACUAUUGUCUGCGCGAGAGCAGGGAAGGAUUUGGUCUCCAGUCUCACCUCUGGCCUGCUCACCAUUGGGGAUCGGUUUGGCGGCGCUCUCGAUGCAGCCGCGAAAAUGUUCAGCAAAGCGUUUGACAGCGGCAUCAUCCCAAUGGAGUUUGUGAACAAGAUGAAGAAAGAAGGGAAGCUGAUUAUGGGCAUUGGCCACCGAGUCAAAUCAAUCAACAACCCAGAUAUGAGAGUUCAAAUCCUCAAGGAUUACGUGAAGCAGCAUUUUCCUGCAACACCCCUUUUGGACUAUGCGCUGGAAGUGGAGAAGAUUACUACGUCCAAGAAACCUAAUCUCAUCCUGAAUGUUGAUGGGCUCAUUGGAGUGGCCUUUGUUGAUGCACUCAGGCACUGUGGCUCCUUUACACGGGAGGAAGCAGAUGAAUAUAUUGACAUUGGGGCUCUCAAUGGUAUCUUUGUGCUUGGCAGAAGUAUGGGGUUCAUCGGACAUUACCUAGAUCAGAAGAGGUUGAAGCAGGGCCUGUACCGUCACCCUUGGGAUGACAUCUCCUACGUCCUGCCAGAGCACAUGACUAUGUGACCACCCAAGGGGACACAGUGAGCUGCUUGUACAGAUGAUGAGUGCUGGUGGCUGAUGUAUGGAAGAGAAUGAAGAGGACUGAGAUUCUGUCCAAGGUGGCACUACAGCUCUUAGGGAUCCUUUGAGAAACCAAAACCCCUCACGAUGUCCUACUGUAUUUAAUGUGUAAAAGCAGUUUCACUGUAUCUGCCUGCUUUUUGUACAUGUUUUUAUUUCUUUUUCCCUUUCCCAUGGCUUUUCUGCAGUGUUUUCUAACCAUGUUUUAAUUUUUUUAAAAAAAAUUAUGACCUAUGACUUGGAGAGCCAGAGAGAGUCAUUGAAUGCACAUGAUGGAAAUCUGAAGCGUUGUUCUCACAAGCUGUAUAAUUUUGUGAUACGGUAGCCAUUUGUCCUUUUUUUUGACUCCUUUGUAUUCAUUUUCGCAGUCUGAUUGUAUUUUCUGGUCCCGGGACCCAUCGCUGCUUUAAUAAGCCACUCUCAGCCUGGUGUAGUAAUUUUAAAAUGUAAACUUGUAACAUAGACUUUUGUUCAAAACUGUGACACAUAACCUGUAUUUAUGCAGCUGAGAUUUCUACUUAUCGCAAAACUUUCUGCAAACCCACAAUUCUUGCAACUUCUGGCCUGUGAAUGGUUGUGUCUGUUCAACCCCAGAUUUCACCAGGGCCUCUAACUUAUAUCCAAAAUAAUUGUCAACCUUUUAUCUGUCGCUGUAUCACUGUAACCGGUUUCAAAUAAAUGGUACAACAAUAAA
Messenger RNA from Sphaerodactylus townsendi, 4180 nucleotides. It is a transcript of the gene ACLY, whose product is annotated as ATP citrate lyase. The coding region runs from base 124 to 3429 and encodes 1101 amino acids. Gene Ontology annotation, molecular function: ATP citrate synthase activity. Lineage: Eukaryota; Metazoa; Chordata; Lepidosauria; Squamata; Sphaerodactylidae. The transcript has 29 exons. Gene Ontology annotation, cellular component: cytosol. Gene Ontology annotation, biological process: citrate metabolic process; tricarboxylic acid cycle; fatty acid biosynthetic process. The record is from RefSeq and is a predicted model, not a curated record.